AUGGCUACUACUACGCUUGAAUACUAUCAGCAACAAGUGGAGAAGGCAGAUAAGAAGCUUGAGGAGGCGAACGCGGCGUUGAAGAGGUUUCAGAACGGGAAGUACGGAGAAGAGAAGCUGAACGAGCUGAGGGAAAAGGAGGUGAAUGGGACCAUAGAUGUCAGAGAGAGGUCGUGGCUGGACGAUUUGAAGAAAAAAGAGCAGGAGUGUAGAGAGCGCGUGAACAUGUGUACAGAGGAGUGGCUCAAGAGCAAAGAGGACUUGCGCCAAGCAAGGGAGACCACUCAGACAGAUAAUGCUGCUGUAGCUAGAGUUAAUCUGACUAGUUUUUCUUGCCACAUAGUUAUUCCUCCCGAGAAACGUGAACUUGAAGGAGAGAAACUGGAAACAGAAUCACUUAGACCUUCUAAGAUGCUUAAAACUCAAGAAGAUAUCAUGGAAGCAGUAAAGUCUAUACUCCCACCGUCAUCAGCUGCGCGGUCACAGAACCUAUCAAAGUUUAUUAAAAACUACAACAAUGAGAACCUUGAAGUGUCAAGAGAUCUAUGUGGCAAAGUGCAUAAUUUUAUAGACAUUAUGGCACAAACCUACCAAUCUGAAAAACAACGGCAACAAAUAUUUGAUGAAUUCCUCAUUGAUGCACUCGACUUGAACUUCAUACCAAUCACAGUUGAUGAUGGAUCAAGUAAUGAUGGUGUCCUAUUAGAAAAUGGUAGAUAUUUGGUUGCUCUACGUAAAGUUAAGAAUGAAAUAGGAGAAGGGGGAUCUGACCCUUUUUUGCAAGCUUCAUUUUCAGUUUUAAAUUUCUGGAAACAGAAUAAGUAUAAAUCCUUCCGAAAAGCCUGUAACUGUCCAACACUUAUUAUGUGUCUAGCUGGACCUUGGUUGUGUAUUGCUGCAAGCAUUUUCACAGACCACCUUAUUGUGGAUCCAUUGACAGAUUUUGUUCCACUAGUACCAACAAAGCAUCCUAAUGAGUUGGACCAUAUUGCUAGACUAUUUCAAGCAUGGAAACUUGCAAUUACAGACUUGGAGCACUUUUACCAUACUGACAAAACUGUUGAAUCUGCUUGGAGUGCAAAACAUCCUUGUGGUUACCAGAAUCUUUUCCCAUAUCCAAAUUUGCUUAUAAUAGAUGAUAAGAAAGUAGAAUUUACUUAUGAAUCUUGGAUGUCAAGUUCAAAAUCAAUGUGCACAGCGACAAUUUCAGAUAUGAACAUUGAUAUAAUUGUUAAAUUUACAAAAAAUUACUGUGGUGAUGCACAUAGGUUGUGUGCCUCUGAAGGUUUAGCACCCCAGUUAUUUUGUGUGGAUAGAAAGAUAGUACCAGGUUGGAUCAUGAUCAUCAUGAAAAACAUCAAAGAAGCAAAGCCAUUGCAUGAAAUUACAUUUAAUUUGAAAAAAGAUCAAGAUCAGGUGUUUCAAGAUAUACAGCAGGCUAUCUCUCUAUUACAUCAUAACAACCUAGUAUUUGCAGAUCUCCGUCCAAAUAACAUAUUGGUAUAUGAAAAGGAUCAAUUAAAGCGGGCAAUGCUUGUAGAUUUCGAUUGGGCUGGAGUUGCAGGAAGAGACUGCUAUCCAUUAUUUAUGAAUCAUGAGAAUAUUGACUGGCCAGCUGAUGCUGAAGAUGGAAAAGUCUUGCAGAAAAAACAUGAUGAAGUAUGGCUUAAACGGUUGGAGAAUAUCAUUUUUUCCUAA
Funneliformis mosseae is the source of this 1698-nucleotide messenger RNA. The record is from the annotation of a GenBank genome assembly. Lineage: Eukaryota; Fungi; Glomeromycota; Glomeromycetes; Glomerales; Glomeraceae.